Gadus chalcogrammus (walleye pollock) is the source of this 3054-nucleotide messenger RNA. It is a transcript of the gene dock7, whose product is annotated as dedicator of cytokinesis 7. The transcript has 8 exons. The record is from RefSeq and is a predicted model, not a curated record. Gene Ontology annotation, molecular function: guanyl-nucleotide exchange factor activity. NCBI's taxonomy places the organism in Eukaryota, Metazoa, Chordata, Actinopteri, Gadiformes, Gadidae. Gene Ontology annotation, biological process: positive regulation of GTPase activity; axonogenesis; small GTPase-mediated signal transduction. The coding region runs from base 923 to 1834 and encodes 303 amino acids.
UGUGACCGUGCCAAUGGGGCAUGCAUGGGAGCCAUCGUGCCUGCGACACUAACGACAAACAGUCUCUCUUCUUCGGGGGGAAAUACGCCAUUUUUCCAAAAACUCCUGUAUCCUCUCAGUCCGGGGCUGCACCCCCCACGCUGUCGGGCCGCCCUCAUCCUCUUAUUAUCUCACCUGCUCCAACCACAGAGUUUGAGUCCGUUUUUGUCUGUUUUUCGUUUUGAUUAGUUUUUCUCUUUUUUUUAACAUUUUUGCCGUAGGUUGGUCUUUUCACACACAAUUAAAGCUCAGCCAUGUCUUGUGAAGUCCAAUUGGAGUCAAACCAUUUAUCCACAACUGGAUCCAAAAUUCCAUGAUUAUCAUGAUAAAUAAACCUUCCAAGUCACAGUAACCAACCAACCAUUUAUUAUUUUUUGGCCCAUUUGAUAAUCCCCCCUCAUUUUGAUUUUGAAACUAAAUCGACCCCUGAUAUACAUUUUUUCAUUGUUUUUUCAUUUUUGCUAUCAGCUACUUAACAUGUGUUUUUAAUUUAUGUACUUUCUGCAUGUUAUUGCAUGGAAUGGACAGAGCACUCUUCGUUCCUUCUGGAACCGCACCCCAGUUCCACCCCCUUGAACAGCCUGUUUCUAGGGGUGAUGGGACCUUUUCCCCACUCUGAUUAGUUUUCUUUUGUUUGUGUCUUUAAAUGUUCCUUCUUUGCCUUGGCAUGAUCCAGAACCACCACACUAGCUUUGUGUUUUUCUUAGCCUCAUCACCAAGAAUGCGUUAUUUAGACUUAUUUUUUGGUCUUUGUAAUUUUUCUGUUGUUCUUUGGAGAUAGGUGAUCCUGAUUAAAAUGUGUUCUGUUUUCUCCUUUUUGUUUUUGUUCCUGGUUGCUGAACCUUCCCACUUUACUUAAUUGUGUGUUGUGCAUGGAAAGAGAAUGUUUGGUACGUACUUCAGAGUCGGAUUUUACGGUACCAAGUUUGGGGACUUGGAUGAGCAGGAGUUUGUAUACAAGGAGCCUGCCAUCACCAAACUAGCAGAGAUCUCCCACCGACUGGAGGGAUUCUACGGGGAGCGUUUUGGCGAAGAACAGGUGGAAGUCAUUAAGGACUCCAACCCUGUAGACAAGUGCAAACUGGACCCCAACAAGGCUUACGUCCAGAUCACGUAUGUGGAGCCCUUCUUCGAUACGUACGAGAUGAAGGACCGCAUCACCUACUUCGACAAGAACUACAACCUGCGGCGCUUUGUCUACUGUACGCCCUUCACGUUGGAUGGCCGUGCGCACGGCGACCUCCACGAGCAGUUCAAACGGAAGACCAUCCUCACCACCUCGCAUGCCUUCCCCUACAUCAAGACCCGCAUCAACAUCAUACACAAGGAGGAGAUCAUAUCAAUGCCCAUGGAGGUAGCCAUCGAGGACAUGCAGAAGAAGACCCAGGAGCUAGCCUUCGCCACCCACCAGAACCCCUCCGACGCCAAGAUGCUGCAGAUGGUCCUGCAAGGCUCUGUGGGCACCACGGUCAACCAGGGCCCUCUGGAAGUGGCUCAGGUGUUCCUGUCUGAGAUUCCCAGUGACCCCAAACUCUACAGACACCACAACAAGCUACGGCUCUGCUUCAAGGACUUCACCAAGAGAUGCGAGGACGCGCUGCGUAAGAACAAGAGCCUGAUUGGUCCCGAUCAGAAGGAGUACCAGAGGGAACUGGAGAGGAACUACCACCGCCUGAAGGAGGCGCUGCAGCCCCUCAUCAACAGGAAGAUACCCCAGCUCUACAAGCCUGUCCUGCAGGUCAACUCUCAUAGAGAUUCCUUCAGCAGAAUAAGUCUUCGGAAGCUUGAUUUUUGAAGAUGAGGAAAAGAGAACGUCAACAUUAAUUUAUUCCCAAAUGUAAAUACAUUGUGUCUCCUUAAAAGUCGCUCCUCUACAUAGUGGCCUGAAAGUGUCCUGGCUUGGUACGUCAUUCCAGUGUCUUAAUUUGUUUACAGAAUAACCUGUUACGCAUCGGUGGGACGAUCAAGUUGAUCUUACAGCGAUACCUUGGCAUUUUUCUUUUUUGUCAUGCAAUAUUUUUUUACUGCAUCAUUGAUGGUGUUUGGAGUUUUUAUUUACCCAGCAUCAGUCAUGUUGCUAAUGUCAAAAUGGCUCAUUAGCAUUGUGUUCAUGUCUCAAUGUCAAUGGAUCUUUAGCAGCCAUUAGCUAUUAGCUAACAAGUUCCCCUUUUGUCAAGUCAAGUGCCAACACAAAAAGCCAAAGGGUACUCUUUAAAAACGUCACGGUAUCAUUAAAAAAAUGUGUAUAGUGUCAAAUCUGUAUUUAAUUUAAUUUGUGCACUUUUUAUUAUGGUGUAGCGAUGCCUUUUACAACUUGAAAGUUUACUAUUUAAUCCAAAAGGCAUAAAAAAACAUCCAAACAUGAAAAAUGCAAAAAAACAUACUAUUUAUAAGGCUUUAUCAUUAUUCAUUUAAACUACAUUGCAAGUAAAAGGGAUUUGUUUUCAACUUUAAUUGUUUGAUUUAUGUUAAUAUUUAACAAAAUAAAUAUUUUAAUUGUCCAAAUCGUAUCCUUUAUUUUUUCACAAACUGUCCUAAGGGUCUUUCAUUAAUGGAAAUAUUACAACUUUAUUGCUUAUGUUCUGAAACGGUUGAGAGAAAGCCGUUUGUUUAGCAUCAAUGAAAUACGUUAUUUACGCAUACCAGUUAUGGCUGGUAUUGCUUGACAUUUAGAACCUAGAAAAUGAUGUAGACAUCUGGCCUAAAGUGAAAAAAUUAACAUUCUAAACGUGACAUUAAUCAGAUGACCUGCAGAACCUCUCCAUAAUUAAGCUUAUCAGCAAUGAAAACCUCACAGGUUAUGACAAACAUGUUCUAAAGCCGUUUUUACAUGGAUUGGCCUUAUCUUAACUCUAAUGGCCUCCAUGUCCUUAGUAAUUAACAUUGAAAGCUGCAAACCAAAAAGGUUCAAACAAUUAGUUAGAGCAACAAAUACAAGGAUCACUUUUAUAACCGGUUAAUGGUGGGUGACAGGUUUAAUGCAUCAAUACACUUCCACACGAGAUAAUGGCAAAA